This is a messenger RNA of Sinocyclocheilus rhinocerous, 1315 nucleotides long. Its product is annotated as dnaJ homolog subfamily C member 15-like. Gene Ontology annotation, molecular function: ATPase activator activity. Gene Ontology annotation, cellular component: PAM complex, Tim23 associated import motor. Gene Ontology annotation, biological process: protein import into mitochondrial matrix. The record is from RefSeq and is a predicted model, not a curated record. The transcript has 4 exons. Lineage: Eukaryota; Metazoa; Chordata; Actinopteri; Cypriniformes; Cyprinidae. The coding region runs from base 68 to 394 and encodes 108 amino acids.
CCCGCAGUAGCUCGAAGUUUGUCCCUCUGGUGCUUCCGUAGCUGUUUCUGUCAUCAGCAGCCGCAGUAUGGCGGGCUCCAGUGGUGUGAUGGACGGGGACUUCAUGAAACAUGCCGAAUAUACACCGAAAUCCAGCGGGCAGAAAGAGACAGAUAUUGACAAACGCCUUUCAUUUUCUGCAUAUUACAAAGGAGGAUUUGAGCAGAAGAUGACCAGACGGGAAGCCAGCUUUAUUCUUGGGAUCAGUGCAGUCCCGACCAGCACUAAGGCAAAGGUACUGGAAGCCCACAGAAGGAUCAUGGUACUAAAUCAUCCAGAUAAAGGUGGAUCCCCGUAUUUGGCAGCAAAUAUCAAUGAAGCAAAAGAUCUGCUUGACUCUGGCCCUCGGUGCUGACCCAGCUGCCCGCGCUACCCCAACAGAGAGUUACAUCUACUUCAGUGCCGCCAACUCACCCAUGAGCCUCCACAAGUCAUUGUUCUCCUCCAUGUUUUUCUGACAUAAAUCAGCCGACUCUUAGCAUAUUGCGCUCCGUUCUAUCUGUCACUGUUCCUCGCUGCCACUGUAAUGCAAGUCGGCAAAGGUUGAUCCUUCACGUUAAAGGAUCUUCACGCUGUCCAUGUGAAAUAUCUCACAGUAAUCUUUAUUAUUUAUUGAGGUGACUUCUGUAAUGUUUAACGUCUGCUGAAAAAUCUGGUGGAUAUAUCAUUUCCAGUGGUCUAAACAGCCCAGAGUAUUUCCCCUAAUCCGCAGGGACCAGACUAUCUAGGUGUUAAAUUAUUUUAGCAUGCUGAAUAAACUGUUUUACAAAUCUGGAAUGACUCAUUGUGAGUAUUUUUGUAUUUGUUUGUACGCUACCAUUUUCCUCCAGCUGUGCUCUGACUGAUGCCUGUCUGGUCUGACGGAUCCAUGCAGGAACGGAGCGGCUGGGAUUGGACAGACAUUCUGUACACCAUGACUUGGACUGCUGAUUUGCCGUUUGUCAGGCUGAGAUUAAUGCCAAAGACAGGAUAGCACAAAACAAGCUGCACAAACCAGCAACACAUUAUUACAAAAGGAAUAAAAAGCAAGCAGCAGUGAAAGAAAUUGCUUCUAGGAUGCAUUUUAUAUUUCAUUUCCUCGAGAGCAAUGUCGAGCUACAUUCAGAAUAGAGUAUUAGCUUGUGCCUACUGUCUAUUUCAAAAAUAGCUUGUAAAAUGAAGGCAUUAUUACAUCAUAAACAUAUCAAACUGUUUUAUGCUUUGUUACUGUCAUAUGAUCUCAUUUUAAAUGUGAGAGGUGUCCAGUCAUUGUAAUGGAAAACAGAUAUGGUUGUAA